AGCCGGGCCCAGCAACCCGAGCGGAGGCGGCCGCGGCAGCCUGGCGCUGAAUGGGCUGGCGGCGCCCGGCUCCGUCCUGCCCGCGGCCGGCCCCCGCGUCUGCUCCCUCCCCGCCCGGGCCCCUGUCGGCCGCUGCCAGUCCCCGCCCCGACUGUGAAUGAAAGGCGGGCGCCGCCGAGGGCUGGCUGGGAACGCCGCAGCGACGCCGGCCUCCCAGGAGGCGCGCGCCCCGCCGAGAUGUACGGUGUGUGUGGCUGCUGUGGUGCCCUACGCCCCAGGUACAAAAGACUGGUUGACAACAUCUUCCCUGAGGAUCCCGAGGAUGGUCUGGUGAAGACCAACAUGGAGAAGCUGACCUUCUAUGCCCUCUCAGCUCCAGAAAAACUUGAUCGUAUUGGCGCCUACCUCUCUGAGAGGCUCAUCCGUGAUGUGGGUCGCCAUCGCUAUGGGUACGUGUGCAUUGCUAUGGAGGCUUUGGACCAGCUGCUCAUGGCCUGCCACUGCCAGAGCAUCAAUCUCUUCGUGGAGAGCUUCCUCAAGAUGGUGGCCAAGCUGCUGGAGUCGGAGAAACCCAACCUGCAGAUCCUCGGCACCAACUCGUUUGUGAAGUUUGCCAACAUCGAGGAGGACACCCCGUCCUAUCACCGGAGCUAUGACUUCUUUGUGUCCCGAUUCAGUGAAAUGUGCCACUCAAGCCACGAUGACUUAGAAAUCAAGACCAAAAUUCGAAUGUCAGGCAUCAAAGGCCUGCAAGGGGUGGUGAGGAAGACGGUGAAUGAUGAACUGCAGGCCAAUAUCUGGGACCCACAGCACAUGGACAAGAUCGUCCCAUCGCUGCUUUUCAAUCUGCAGCAUGUAGAGGAGGCAGAGAGCCGGUCUCCCUCACCCCUCCAAGCACCCGAGAAGGAGAAAGAGAGCCCCGCGGAGCUGGCUGAGAGGUGCCUUCGGGAGCUGCUGGGCCGGGCUGCCUUUGGCAACAUCAAAAACGCCAUCAAGCCUGUUCUCAUCCAUCUGGAUAACCAUUCUCUUUGGGAACCCAAGGUGUUCGCCAUCCGUUGCUUUAAAAUCAUCAUGUACUCAAUUCAGCCGCAGCACUCGCACCUGGUCAUCCAGCAGCUCCUGGGCCACCUGGACGCCAACAGCCGCAGCGCCGCGACGGUGCGUGCAGGCAUCGUGGAAGUCUUGUCGGAAGCCGCGGUCAUCGCUGCCACCGGCUCUGUGGGGCCCACGGUGCUGGAGAUGUUCAACACGCUGCUGAGGCAGCUGCGGCUCAGCAUCGACUACGCACUGACCGGGAGCUACGACGGGGCGGUCAGCCUUGGCACCAAGAUCAUCAAGGAGCACGAGGAGCGCAUGUUCCAGGAGGCCGUCAUCAAGACCGUAGGCUCCUUUGCCAGCACGCUGCCCACCUACCAGCGCUCCGAGGUGAUCCUCUUCAUCAUGAGCAAGGUCCCGCGGCCGUCCCUGCACCAGGCGGUGGACACGGGCAGGACGGGGGAGAAUAGGAACCGUCUGACCCAGAUUAUGCUGCUAAAAUCCCUCCUGCAGGUAUCCACAGGUUUCCAGUGCAACAACAUGAUGUCAGCCCUGCCCAGCAACUUCCUGGACCGCCUUCUCUCCACCGCCCUCAUGGAGGAUGCAGAAAUUCGACUCUUUGUUCUAGAGAUUCUCAUCAGUUUCAUUGAUCGUCAUGGCAACCGCCGCAAGUUCUCUACCAUCAGUACCCUCAGUGACAUCUCUGUCCUGAAGCUGAAAGUGGACAAGUGCUCUCGACAGGACACCGUCUUCAUGAAGAAGCACUCCCAGCAGCUCUACAGACACAUCUACCUGAGCUGCAAGGAGGAAACAAACGUGCAGAAACACUACGAGGCGCUCUAUGGCUUGCUGGCCCUCAUCAGCAUCGAGCUGGCUAACGAGGAGGUGGUGGUGGACCUCAUCCGUCUGGUGCUGGCUGUUCAGGACGUGGCCCAGGUCAAUGAGGAAAACUUGCCUGUCUACAACCGCUGUGCCCUCUACGCUCUGGGCGCAGCCUACCUGAACCUCAUCAGUCAGCUCACAACAGUGCCUGCCUUCUGCCAGCACAUCCAUGAGGUGAUAGAGACCAGGAAGAAAGAGGCUCCAUACAUGCUCCCCGAGGAUGUGUUUGUGGAGAGACCCAGGCUGUCUCAGAAUCUUGAUGGGGUGGUGAUUGAGCUCCUCUUCCGCCAGAGCAAGAUCAGUGAAGUCCUGGGAGGCAGUGGCUACAAUUCGGACCGGCUCUGCCUGCCCUACAUCCCUCAGCUGACAGAUGAGGAUCGCUUAUCUAAGAGGAGGAGCAUUGGGGAGACCAUCUCCCUGCAGGUGGAGGUGGAAUCGAGGAACAGCCCGGAGAAGGAGGAGCGAGUGCCUGCCGAGGAGAUCACCUAUGAGACACUGAAGAAAGCCAUUGUGGACAGCGUAGCAGUGGAGGAGCAGGAGCGUGAGCGGCGGCGGCAGGUGGUGGAGAAGUUCCAGAAGGCACCCUUCGAGGAGAUUGCUGCACACUGCGGGGCCCGGGCAUCGCUGCUCCAGAGCAAACUCAAUCAGAUCUUUGAAAUCACCAUCCGGCCCCCACCAAGCCCAUCAGGAACCAUCACUGCAGCCUACGGUCAGCCGCAGAACCACUCCAUCCCCGUCUACGAAAUGAAGUUUCCCGAUCUGUGUGUAUACUGAAUUCCAAGAGCCGGAGCUCCUCAAGGAGAUGGGGUCUGAGGAGGGGCUCACCUCACGCCCACCCCGACCACAUGGAGAUCUGGCUGGGAUCUCUGAGAAAACGUCACCUUGGAUGGCAGCGCCUCCCAGGCUAAGCCAAAGUGGAGACUCUCCGAUCCUUCUUGGCCCUCCUACCUCCUCCUCGUCUUCCCUGAGGGAGGUCUCACCAAUCAGCGUCUCACCUGUGCCCUCUUUGUCUUCUCUUGUGUCAGCCAGGGGCAGAGAAUCGUGGGGUGUCUCUCAGGAGAAGCUGGGGAGAGGGGGCUGAGAAGCUCCUGCUUGGUGUUUUGAGUGAAAGGCAUGUCCUCCCCAGGGGAGGGAACUGGAUGGAGACUUGGUUGGUGAGAGGAAGCUAAGGACUCUACUCCCCUGGGAAAGGAAGCUGAGAUGGGGAUGGCUCUCUCCUCCCUGGCACUCCCCCUGCUCCCCGCCCAUGUCCCUGCUGUGUCUCACUCUCUUGCUCAUCUCCCAGUUGUCUGUUCAUGUUUCUUUCUACUAUUAAUGAAUGCUGAGCCCUUAUAACAGGAGCUGGGGUGGAGACACCACGAGGGGUCGGGGGACAGCAAAGGGCAGGAAGCAGGAUGCAGGGCUGGCAGGAGGUGGGCCCGUGGCAUCAGCAGGCCCAGCGGGCGAGUGUGGUCCCUGUAGCAGCUUCUCACCUCCUUUGUUCGUAAGGAGCUUGUGUUGGCCUCCCACAGUCCUGUCUGCUGGAUGUUUUUCAGAGUUGGGUUCUCUCUCUUUGAUGUCUUUCUUCUGAGGGUCCCAAGGUGUUCCUGGAGCCUCUGGGUUGAGGAAAAGCAGAGCAAGAUAAUCUUGGAGGGGAACUGCAGGGUCCCCAAGAUUUGCCUACAUCACCUCCUAUGGAAAAGGCUCCCAGCCUGACCUGGGUUGUAGGAGAGUGGGGAGGGUGGGAUGAGUGGCAUUUUGGGGCUCAAGGAUAUCAGAAGCCAACUUUUUGGAUGUUCCGUUUGAAGAAAGAAGGAUCUAACACCUAAUAUUGGAAUGAUUUCUUUACUCUCUGGACAAAGUGUGGGACAUCAGCACCACCUGGCAAUGCUUGUGGCUUGGGAGGGGCCGUGGAGACCCCUUUGGGUUCUGGGUUCCUGUUUUCCUGGUGUGCCGUCUAUGUCUCUGUGUAAUGAGGAUGUGCAGAGAGGAGCUAACGCGGAGCUGGGCAGAGCCAUCCAGGAGGCAGUUUGCUGCCUUCUUUGCCAAUUCCCCUUCCCGGCCCCUCCUCCAGGUGCCUUUGUGUCUCCCAGGGUGCCACUGACAGAACCUCACCUGGGGCUCCUCCCAUGGCAGUGUCGUGUGGUCCAAAAUUGCCCUUUCCUUCUCCGUUAGUCACAUUUCCCGUAACUCCUCCGAGCCAACAUAACCUACAGUAAGAUGUGAGUGUCAGAUGUUCUCUCCCUGGAGUCUGCUUUCCAAAGGAGGCAGGGUGAGUAGAUUUCUUGAUCCAAAGGAAUCCAUUUUUAAUUUUUUUUUUCUAGAGAUGGGGGUCUCACUAUGUUGCCCAGGCUGGCCUCGAAAUCCUGAGUUUAAGUGAUUCUCCCGCCUCAGCCUCCUGAGUAGCUGAGAAUCCCUUUUUAGGGUACAAUUUCAGGCAGUGUGGCAUGGAAUCAGAAGCAGGCUGUUUCUCCUAAGGGGAGGGCAGGCUUCUCAGGAUGGCCUCAGCUCAUAUUCCCACGUGUGGUGCGCACGGAUGCGCAGGGAGGACCUGAUUGUUAGGUGGAUGUAUUUUCCAGAAUCGGGGAGAGACUGAACACGAGCAUUUCCCAUUAAUAGGUACAAUAAAUGUCUUGGAGAAGGGGCUAUUUGACCCUCAUUCCCAUAGUUUCGGCACUUCAGAUGGAGCUCUUCCCUGUGGUCACCAUCUCUGCUGUGGGCACGCGGCUUUUUUUUUUUUUUUUUUUUUGUUGAGACAGAGUCUUGCUCUGUCGCCCAGGCUGGAGUGCAAUGGCGUGACCUUGGCUCACUGUGACCUCUGCCUCCUGGGUUCAAGCGAUUCUCCUGCCUCAGCCUCGUGAGUAGCUGGGAUUACAGGCGUGCGCCACCACACGUAGCGAAUUUUGUGUUUUUAGUAGAAAUGAGGUUUCACCGUGUUGGCCAGGCUGGUCUGGAACUCCUGAUUUCAAGCGAUCCGCCCGCCUUAGCCUCUCAAAGUGCUGGGAUUACGGGCGUGAGCCACUGCUUCUGCUUGGCACGCAGCUUCUGAAUGGCCUGAGUGAGGGCAGGGCCCAGGCAUGGAGGCUCCUGCACCCCCAAGGCUUUUUGGCUGUGCUUUAUGGCCUCUGGCUUAUACUCAACCCAAUUUUACAAGCAUGAACUUAGACUUCUCUUUAGUAUUUAUAUAUUUAAAAACCAAGUUUAAAUUAACUCAAACUUGACAGCAACCAACCUCUGAAAGAAACUUUAAAGAAAAUUGAAAUCUUGAGCCACAAACAUGUUCUUUCCUCACUAGCUCCUCCCAGGUUUUAUCCUGCGCCCAGCUUGGAUGAGAGACCCACUGUUUCUUGGGCCUACUUGACAUUAGGGUUCCCCAUGGCAGCUUCAUCCUGAGCACUGCCUGUGAGCCCUGGUUCUGGGACUUGGCAGUCGCCUCCCUGGAGCAUCUUUCCAGAGCCAGCAUUAGAACCAGAGACCCCCAGAUGUUUCUGCCCCUCAUCCCCAUCCUGUGAAUAGAGAGACAGAAAAGGUGCAGGUUCCCAUUCUGCAUAGAUUCUGCUGUUCCUCUCCAUCUGUCCCAGGCAGCUUUUCCUUUCCAUCACUGUCGCUUAGCAAAAAUGUGCUUCUUUUGAAGAACUGGUCAUUUUUUGAGUGCCCUCUUCUCAGUUUCGUUUAAACUUACACUCAGCAGAGUGUUGGGUUGUCCGCUGACAUGGAGUAGAACCUGGAUUGUGGCCAAAUAGGCCAGAAUCAGAAAGGUGAAGGUGAGUGUGAUAGUAGGUAAUCUCACCCUAGCACAGGCCCUGGGAGAGAGGCAAAGCAGUUUGAUGGGAUCUGGAGGGGAGGGAGGUACCCUGGCCCUUUGUCUAGCAUCAGUGAGUCCUGCCCUUCCAAGCCCCUGGAGGCUAGUGGCACUGCAUUGUGCCCCUUUUUGCCACCCUUCUCUGAUGUGAUUUUGAGCGAAGAGGAGUCAGUAAGCCCAUUGAGACCGGCUGCUCCCAAAGCCCGAGGACUCUAGCUCUGUGGGGAAGGGCUAGCAUUGGUCAGGACUCUGCUGACAGCACUGAGUAGGCAGGAAUGUAUUUGAGAUUUGGAAGUACUGUUAAUUUGGUGGAGUCAGGUGAAUGGAUAAGAAGCAGAUCUGCAGAAAGCAUCAGUGUGGUCCCGAGGCUCCCUCUGUUUUCCUUGCCAUGGAGUCCCCAGCGCCUUGUGCCUGUUUCCAUUUCCCUCUCUCUUUGAAAAGUAGAAACAGUGGUUUCUUGACUCCUAAACAGCCUCCUCACUAUAGAAGGAGCCUGAGCAGGUCAGAAGAACUAGAAAAGUCCUCAGAUACCCCCCUCUGUCCAGCCCCCUUUCCCAUACAUAAAUAUAAAUGGAUGAGCAGGAAAAGAGGAGGCCUGGACCCACUAAAGUACUUGAAGAAGCACAAGUGUCGUAGAUGUGCCGCCCUUUGCCCUGGGUGUUCUAGAUCCCAUAGAACACGUUUCAGCUGGACUAAGCAUCAGAAUAGCCAGGGGUUCUUCUGAACAGCUCAGGCCAGACCUCUGGGCUCCUCUGGGGGCCCUGGGACAUGAUGGCUUGCAGUUUCCAUUCCAUUGUCCCCAGGCCUCCUGACCUGGUGACAGAGAGUGCCCUAGAGAAGUGAGUCUAUUAUUCCUCUUCAUGACCAGAAAAUGGCAGCUGGCCAGUUGGGGUCCUGUGGGAAAGAGCUAACCUGGGCUGUUAGGUAGAUACUAGGUUUAAAGGUAGACAGGGAGAUGGCAUCAUCAGGGCAGGCCAGGCCCACUUCCUGUGACCCCAGACCUUGGCAGGCGGGUCGUGCUGAAACCAGGCACCUCCCUCACACCUGGGGAAAGGUUUAGGGCAACAUGUUGCCUCUUCAUCCCAUUAACCCUAGAAAUCUUCUGGUUAGAGUGGCCCUUACCCCACAUCUGGCCUAGGUCUGAAGACUGCAGGAUAGUCAUGAUGGGCCCAUCCUAGAGCCUGGCUAGCUGGAAGACGGGGUAUGGCAGGGACAGGAGGGCGGCAGGAAGGGCUUUGUGGCCCUGCUGGGGCCCCUUUAGUCCCAGCCUGGCUGGCCAGGUCUCCUGUACUUCAGGGGACCAUGGGGCCCCCCAAGCCAGUCACCUUCCCCUUCCAAGCUCUCCCCCCAUGACUAUAGAUUUCUGGCACGUGGAGGCAGAGUUGUGAAUCCACAAAUGCUGUAGCCCAUACCUCGUAAUGUGUGUGUGUCCACUUAGAGCCUCACAACCUGGCUGUGUGUGUGCAUGUGUGUGUAGUAUAGUUUGUAAUUGACAAUAUGUGUAUAUAAUAGCUGGUGUAUUUAUAUGUGAGUGCAGAAUUAGUGCCCGUGGCGGUUUUGUGUAUUUUAAACCCAUUGAAUUGAUUAGUUUUAUUUUAGGGAAGUGGAAAGGGGGAGUGGGAGAAGUAUAGGAAGAAGGAUUCUUAGCAAAAUCAUUCUCUAGGACUAUUAGUCGCGAUCUCUCAGUGAGCCAUCAUGAUGCCCUUUUCAAAUAAAUGUUAAUGUUGUCACCA
Pongo pygmaeus (Bornean orangutan) is the source of this 7431-nucleotide messenger RNA. It is a transcript of the gene EFR3B, whose product is annotated as EFR3 homolog B. Gene Ontology annotation, cellular component: plasma membrane. Bases 238 to 2691 code for a protein of 817 amino acids. Lineage: Eukaryota; Metazoa; Chordata; Mammalia; Primates; Hominidae. The record is from RefSeq and is a predicted model, not a curated record. The transcript has 23 exons. Gene Ontology annotation, biological process: protein localization to plasma membrane.